AUAAACUGCGUUAAGCGUGUGCACGCACGUGAGCACGUCGCGGGCCACGCUUCUGGUGCACGCACGUGAGCACGUUCGCGUGCUUAUGCGCGGGCAUCGGCGCGUGCAUCCGCGUACGCAGUUUUCUCAGUACAAUUUUGACGUUGGAGGUGUACAGUCGAAUAAGUAAUAAUGGAUAAAUUAAUGUUGUAUUAUUUAUCAAGACGACGGCGACGACGAAUUGCCAAAAAAAGACGCCAGCCAGUAAGCCCGUUCGUUGAAUCUAGGUUACUGUGCGGGGAAUUCGUGGUGAAGUUUGGUAUAUUAAGAAAAAAUGAAAGGUUUUUUUUCAAAUAUUUUAAAGUUUCAUUACAAGUCUAUGAUGAAUUAUAUUCAAAACUGGAGCCCUAUUUGAAGACUAACAAUCUACGAUUGAAAUCUACGUCAAUCGUAUCACCAAUGGAACGAUUUGCAAUGACAUUGCGAUAUUUAGUUAGUGGACAUACCUUCGUCGAUAUUCAUCUGGCGUAUCAGACAGGACUAACCACGGUCAGAAAAAUAGUAACAGAAGUUUGUCAAAUUAUAAUUGAAAGGUUAAAGGAAGAAUGUAUACCAAAAUUUUCCCGUGCGCUAUGGGUAGAGACUGAAAAAGGUUUUUUAACGCAAGCCCAGUUUCCUAACUGCAUAGGUGCAAUAGACGGAAAACAUAUACGCAUUAUAAGACCUCCACAUAGUGGUUCCCUCUAUUACAACUAUAAGCAUUACUAUUCUAUUGUACUGCUUGCAAUGUGUAACGCCAACUAUGAGUUUACCUAUAUAAACGUGGGAGUGCAGGGUAAAGAAUCUGACUCCGCAAUUUUCACACAAAGCCGAUUGUACGAACAAAUCAACAAUGACUUAAUAGAUAUUCCUCCUGCCAAAGCAUUGCCCGUAAUACACAAUGAUAAACCAACCAACAUUGCUGCAACCGCAGCUUUGCCCUAUAUUAUUGUAGGAGAUGAAGCAUUUGGGUUAUCUAGCCAUGUCAUGCGGCCAUAUGCUCGAGCUCUCGAUUUAAACUACAAAAAAAAAAUAUUCAAUUAUAGGUUAACGAGAGCGCGACGUUAUAUUGAGUGUACAUUUGGUAUCAUGGCUAAUAAAUUUCGCAUACUCCAUCGUCCAUUGAACGUUGGAAAAGACAAAGCAAUUUGUUUUCUUAAAACAAUUUGUAUUUUGCAUAAUUUUAUAAGAUCAAGAAGUCAAAUUAAUGACUUUCAUGAUAUUGUCAUUAUACCAGACCAUAUACGUUCAGUUCGGGGGUUAAUUGGAAAUACCCACAGAGAUUCGUAUACAUUACGCGAUAGCUUCGCAGAUUAUUUCGUUGCAGACGGACAGCUGUCAUGGCAAGAUCGCAGUAUUUAUUGAAGGCUUUUUUAUAAUUUAUGUACAUUCAAUAAUUGAAUUUUCACGGUUUUUUACCACACAUUUUUUAUUAACAUAGCAGGCAUAUUUUGACAGCAGCAUAGCAGACAUUUUAUACCUAAUGAUUUUAUUUGUUAAAUUCAUCGGAUGUAACCAGUUGCGCCGCCAUGACAGUCGAAAAUUAUAAGAAAUUCAGUAUUCUUACAUUAAAUAGGUAAAAUGUUAUGUAAUUACGCAUAAAAUGAAACUUUUUUUCUUUCAUUACACAUCCAGUGAUGUGUAGUUUGUACAGUGUCUAAAAACACAAGUAGGCAUCUUUUUUACUAAAAUAUUAUUGGUACUCAAACACAUGUAGACGCGACACCGAUUGGAGCGUGACUAACUGCAUGGUAGGCAAUUACCUUCCAUUGCUCUUGCCUUUGAAAGCGGGCGUAUAACUAAUCUAGUUAUAUAAAAUCAUAGGAUGUAACCAAAUAACUUAGAUUGUUGUAAACUAAAGUUGAGAGAUGUCAAAGAAAAACCUACAAAACUACAAAACGCACGCUUAUUUUACAAAGUUACUAGCCCAAUUCUAAAACCAAUAUAAUAAAUAUUUUAGUUGAUAA
Messenger RNA from Leptidea sinapis, 1985 nucleotides. RefSeq lists its product as uncharacterized. Lineage: Eukaryota; Metazoa; Arthropoda; Insecta; Lepidoptera; Pieridae. Bases 172 to 1383 code for a protein of 403 amino acids. The transcript is spliced from 2 exons. The record is from RefSeq and is a predicted model, not a curated record.